Molecule: messenger RNA, 3593 nt
Organism: Lytechinus pictus (painted urchin)
Lineage: Eukaryota; Metazoa; Echinodermata; Echinoidea; Temnopleuroida; Toxopneustidae
Product: procathepsin L-like
Exons: 7
Coding region: 825-1835 (336 amino acids)
Biological process (GO): positive regulation of peptidase activity; immune response; positive regulation of apoptotic signaling pathway
Cellular component (GO): lysosome
Molecular function (GO): cysteine-type endopeptidase activity; cysteine-type endopeptidase activator activity involved in apoptotic process
Source: RefSeq, a predicted model, not a curated record
GCCUCCGUUUCGCUGGUGUGCCAUGAAGUUGCGGUGUCCAUAGGCUUGUACGCGAAAAAUGGAAGCAAUGUGCACUUUUGACCUUCCAAAAUUUCCCCAUGUCUGACCGGAUGCAGAAGCGGAGUUUCACCCCCCUGGUCUUGUUUUAGCUUUACGGGGCUUUACGGUGCGUAUCAUUUAGACUAGACAUAACCCUCGCCUUUACUUCAGUCUCUGGUUUUAGUCUCCCUGCAUAUAUAUAUAAGAGUCCCUUACACACGGACAAGAGAAAAUGAGAAAACAAAGAACGUGUCAAACAGUCCAAGGCCAAUUAAUACAAGGAUAUCAAAACGACUUUUGAAAGCUUGAACUUUAUUUGCAAAUUUCUCUCGACCACUUUCGGGGUAAGAGAAAUACACAGAUAUUUGACAUCUAUGAUACAUUAUAUGGGAACAAAAAUAUGGCAAAAGAGGAAACAAUAAAAUAUAACGCACCGUUAUUAAUACUGUCUAUGGCAGUACUGUCAAAGACGGUACGGUAUACAUAGAGCCGACACCUCAAUCAAAGACUAGUAGUGCUGGUGACGUCACCUGUUUGGUCACAUGCCGAUUAAAAGUCACGAGACUUGCUUGCAUCAUCAAUGUAUUGUGUUCGUUAUGCAAAUUCAUUCUGUGAAUAGCGGAAGCGCCAUCCAGAGUCACUGUACCGUAAUCUGAAAGAUCACGAGACAGAAGUUAGAACACUGCUGAACUCGACCCUUCUUAUAAAAGCCGGCAGAGCAACAUAAUCUGUAGUACUUUGAUUGAAUACCAGUUCAACGUGGUUGAAAGCUUUUUAUUUCUACAAUGUCAAAUCUAACAUUCCUCAUUGCAAUGGGCCUUGUUGCCUGUACUGUUGCUGCCAGUGUGUCAGUUACUAAACCAGACCUUGACACUUAUUGGGAAACAUGGAAGGAAACCCACUCAAAACAAUACCAAGAUGGUCCUGAGGAGAUGGAAAGGAGACUUGUGUGGGAGAACAACCUCAAGAAGAUUAAUUUGCACAACCUUAAACAUGGUCUUGGUCAGACGAGUUUCAAGCUUGGAAUAAAUGAAUAUGGUGAUAGGAGGCUAAGUGAGAUUCGUACCAAAAUGAAUGGCUACAGAAGAUCCAAUACCACCAAGCACCAAGGAAGCGUCUUCUUGAGACCAUCUAACGUCCAGGUACCAGACACCGUAGAUUGGAGGACACAAGGUUAUGUCACUCCAGUAAAAAAUCAGGGCCAAUGUGGAUCUUGCUGGGCCUUCAGUACCACUGGAUCCCUUGAAGGACAGACCUUCAAACACACAGGCAAACUCAUCAGCCUUAGCGAACAGAAUCUUGUUGACUGCUCCCGCAAGGAAGGAAACAUGGGCUGUGAGGGAGGUCUCAUGGAUCAGGGUUUUGAGUACGUCAAGGAAAACAAUGGCAUUGACUCUGAGGAAUGCUACCCCUAUGAAGCUGAGGAUGAGACAUGUCACUACAAACAAUCAUGUGAUUCUGCUGAGGUUACUGGAUACACUGAUGUUACCAGUCAAGAUGAGGAAGCCCUGAUGGAAGCUGUUGCUACCGUUGGACCUGUUUCUGUUGCCAUUGAUGCCAGCCACCAAUCCUUCCAAUUGUAUGAAUCUGGUGUGUAUGAUGAGACUGACUGCAGUAGCACUGAAUUGGAUCAUGGUGUUCUAGUUGUUGGUUAUGGAACCUCUGAUGGACAGGAUUAUUGGCUCGUUAAGAACAGCUGGGGAGAAAGUUGGGGACUGAAUGGUUACAUCAUGAUGUCUCGAAACAAGAACAACCAAUGUGGUAUUGCUACCUCAGCCAGCUAUCCUCUUGUCUAAACACACCCCUCACUACCUCUGCUUUUUCCAUUGGUAUAUGUUACCAUUUUCACAUAUUUUCAGUGUUUUCAGAUGAUGAGAAAGAAUAAUUCAACAUUCUUCUUUAUGCUUAUUCAUAUCUAGUAGACCUCUAUAUACAUAUACACCAUCCAUUUAUGUGUAAAAAUAUCUCAGAAUGGAAUAAAUUAUCAGAAAAAGAAUGAGAUGCAUCUUAUGCAUACAAAAGUGCAUCUAAAGUUGCAAAAAUAUAGUGGCAAAAGUGUCAUUUCCUGAAGAAAGUAUGGAAAAGGGGUAAAAUAAAUAGAUCUGUAAUUUACACUAAAGCUAACAAUGUUUUACCAUGAUGACAUAUUUAACAUAUCUCUAUGCAGGAUGUGUGUUUGCCCAACAUUGCACCUAGAAGAGCAUUCUUAGGUAAAAUAAAUUUUCAAAUCCUCAUGUUAAGUUUACCCCCUAAGUGAUAAGUGAAUCAAACCUGAGUGUGUCCCCUUCUCUUUGCCUUGCAAUGAGAGAGGUUUGUGGUACUGAUGACUCUCAUUUGCUAAAAUCUCUUAAGGACCAUCAAUUAUGUAAAAUAUUUACAUCAGUCAGCACUUUUAUAACUUCGUAGGCUAUUUGUCUUUGCAUUAUGCCAUAUGUGCAUGUACUUACAAUAUCAUCUGUGUUAAUAUCAUUGUUGAAAACUCCUAUGGAAAAUUAUUAUUGAACCCUUCUUUUAGUUUAUAUUUUUCAAAUUUCCUGUGCAUUAACAUUCAUAGGUUUUCAAACUUAAAGUUCAAGCAAUCAGAUAGGGGCUUAAGUAAUGUAUUCAAGUUGGUAAACUAAAUCACAAAAUUAGACAAAUUCAAGAUGAAGUAUACAUGAUCUUUAGAAUAUGCUAUAUGUUUAUGCAUGUAUUACACAAAUGCCUCAAAUCUUUUGGUAUUGUGGCUUUUUGGUGACCAUUUAUUUCGUUUUUGACAGGCUGAUGUUAAAAAUGUCUGUGUGCUGCAUGUAUUUAUGUAUGAAUGGUCUGUAAGCCCACAUAAAACAGUGUUGUAGAGGAAGAUAUAUUGCAAAGAUAUAUUAUUUUUACUUAAUGUAUGAUUUUUAUCUCUCUCUACUUUGUUUUCUUGUGUCUACUAGUGCCUUCCGUGUUGUUAUCCAUUUCAGAACUUAUCACAUCUAUACAGGAUUGAACUACUAUUUAUCACUUGUUGAUUAUUGGUGGCACUUUGAUUUAAAAUGAAAGCAAAGGGUGAUACCAUGAAGUUUUAAACAUUUUCCAACCACUUGAUGUCAUGAUUGAGUACAGAUAUGCAUUGUGCAAUUGAAUUGAUUUGUAUGUGUACUUGCACUUGAUUUACUUGACUUAAUUUUUUUUUUUUUUAAGGUAAUUUUCCGUUUCAGUUUGGUAGAUAAAGAAUUUUUUAAUAAUUUAUUUUUUUUCUUAUAAGUGUUUUUUUUUUUUUUUUUAACAGAAUUUAAAAUGUUAUUGGGGUCCUUUUUUCUCUCAUGCUUUUGUCUCUGUAUGUCUGGGUUGUUGAGUGAUGAAACGGCAUUCAUUGAUUUAGAUUAGAUAUUGAAUGUUUAGUGGAAACCUCUUUAUUAUGUUAUUUUUUAUUGUUGUAAUGGGAUGGACAUUUUUCGUUUGCAGAAACGGGUUAAGUGUUUGAUUGUUUAUAUAUAUGUGUAAUUUCCGAUGUAAUACUUUAGUAACUUGUUAUGUAUAUGACUUUUUAUACUGAUAAUUAUUGAAAUAAAAAUCAUGAAAUGUUA